This is a messenger RNA of Trematomus bernacchii (emerald rockcod), 689 nucleotides long. RefSeq names its product collagen alpha-1(VI) chain-like. The coding region runs from base 221 to 568 and encodes 115 amino acids. The transcript has 3 exons. NCBI's taxonomy places the organism in Eukaryota, Metazoa, Chordata, Actinopteri, Perciformes, Nototheniidae. The record is from RefSeq and is a predicted model, not a curated record.
UUUCCUGCUACGAAGCUAGAUAAACAAACAAAAGCAAUACAUUAAUUAAAUAUAUUAACGAGUCUGAGGUCAUUUUUCAUUCCUCCUAUGUAAAGAUAUGUCUACCAGGAACUCUAUGUUUUCGUGAAUCCUCUACAAGUGAAGGCUAAUACAGAUUGUCAGGUUGUGGGAACCUUGGCGCAGGUUUUAACCCGAAGUGCUCUCCUUUCAUCUGGUCUUCAUGGCGUGGGCUCUGAAGCUUCCUCUCACGGACGAGGUGAUCGAGUCUGGUUUGGUGCAGGAUUUCGAUGCCAGUCUGUCGGGCAUCGGGCAGGAGCUCGGGGCGGGGGCGUACAGCAUGAGAACAGGGUCUCCAGGGUCUUCAGGGUCUCCAGGGUCUUCAGGGUCUCCAGGGUCUCCAGGGUCUCCAGGUCCAGACCGUGACCCCCCAGCUGGUUCUGAACUCUCAGGGUCAGAUCAUCGCCACGCUGGGAAACGGAUGUGCUGUGACGUCGGCUGCAGUUCUGCCCAAAGUCGCUGCUCCUCCAACAUUCACCAAACCCAUCUCACAGGUACAGCCUGUCUGUGAUUGGGUGGAAUACAAAGUGGUUUCUGCUUUGAAACAGACCGAAAGCUACUGAAAGCUUAUAAAGUGGUGCAGUGAUGACGUAUUUUUGUAGGCCGCAUGGGUUCCCUCGACAAAAAAAGCA